AUGAUGAAAACGGUUGUUCCAGAAGUAAAAACAGUACACUGUUUUCUGUGUAAGAACACAAAGAGAGAGAGAAGAGGGAGCAAGAAGCUAACUUCUACGAUACGGCUAAACGGGCUAAUGAAUUAUUAGAACAAGUUUUAGAAAGAGGGGAAACUAAAAUCCAUUGCUUGUCCUCUCAACCGAACCUUUUUGGUGUUAUUUCCAGGGUUCUCAGGUUGACAUGAAAUUUAAAGCUAACCUUGUUCAGAGUUUCAAUUUGAGAAUUGAACAUUCCUAAUUCAGCAGUCAACCUAGUUUGUUCUUUGGCUUGGACCGAUCAGGUUGUCAUGAAAAAUAUGGCCGAUUAUGAGGUUUCGCCAACAUGAUGGUUUGUUCUCCCAUCAGCACAUGUGUUAAGAAUGUUGUCCACUUGAGGGGACGGAUGAGCAGCAGUCUCCGCAGCAUCAUUUCCUGCGGACCAUCCAGUUCCUGCUGCUAUUGUUUAUACUCUGGAACCAAGGUGAAAUAUACUGGUCUUUCUGUUUCCAAUACAACGUCUGUUGGCUGCCAAGAAUUCCAAGCAGGCUACUUCUGCUCAUCUAGGCGAAGUGGAAAAUUCCAGACUCUAACAAUUAACGAAUCAAUUAGUAAUAAAGAAAAACUUAAAAGACAGCUUGAAAUUUCUUGGGCCGGUCAAAGUAUGAAAAUGAGGCUUUUGCUGUCCAAACAUGGAACAUUUCAAAAAUUCAAAUGCAUUGGAGGAUCUCAAUCCUGGCCUCCAGGUUCUGUAUCUGCUGGCUUAGCUUUUGGUUUGUUAAUUUGUUAUUCGAGUUCUGAACCAGUACAUGCAGAAGCUGGUGGGGCAAAGCAGGGAAAGGAAGAUGAGCAUGAUUCUUCUCAAGCUCAAUUCUCUCAUGGGAAAAAGGUCUAUACCGAUUAUUCUGUUAUUGGAAUACCUGGAGAUGGAAGAUGUAUGUUUCGGUCGGUGGCUCAUGGAGCUUGUUUAAGAUCUGGGAAAUCAGCUCCAAGUGAGCAAGUUCAGAGGGAACUGGCAGAUGACUUGAGAGCUAAAGUUGCAGAUGAAUUCAUCAAACGAAGAAAAGAAACGGAAUGGUUUGUUGAAGGAGAUUUCGAUACCUAUGUAUCACAUAUAAGGAAGCCACAUGUGUGGGGAGGUGAACCUGAACUGUUCAUGGCUUCACAUGUUCUCCAGAUGCCGAUCACGGUCUACAUGUUUGACAGGGAUGCCGGUGGCUUGAUUGCCAUUGCUGAGUAUGGCCAAGAAUAUGGUACUGAAAAUCCGGUCAGAGUUCUGUACCAUGGUUUUGGUCAUUAUGAUGCGCUGCAGAUGCCUGGAAGUAAACCAGGUGACUCAGCAGCAGCUGGGAGUCGAGCUCUGUUUGAAGAUGUAUAUGGGCGUAGGAUGAGAUUGAAAAUAGUGAUGUUGAUCUUACUUAUUGUAAUGAUAUUGGAUAAUUUAGUUAUUAUAUUAAAAUUAGUGGAGAGAUUGAAAAUGAAAAUGAAAAUUUAUGUUUAAAGUCUGUGUUAAUUA
Gossypium raimondii (Peruvian cotton) is the source of this 1531-nucleotide messenger RNA. RefSeq names its product OVARIAN TUMOR DOMAIN-containing deubiquitinating enzyme 4. Gene Ontology annotation, biological process: endoplasmic reticulum unfolded protein response; protein deubiquitination. Gene Ontology annotation, cellular component: cytosol; nucleus. Bases 362 to 1516 code for a protein of 384 amino acids. The record is from RefSeq and is a predicted model, not a curated record. The transcript is spliced from 8 exons. Gene Ontology annotation, molecular function: cysteine-type deubiquitinase activity. NCBI's taxonomy places the organism in Eukaryota, Viridiplantae, Streptophyta, Magnoliopsida, Malvales, Malvaceae.